Messenger RNA from Salvia hispanica, 811 nucleotides. Its product is annotated as ethylene-responsive transcription factor 2-like. Gene Ontology annotation, biological process: ethylene-activated signaling pathway; regulation of DNA-templated transcription. Gene Ontology annotation, molecular function: DNA-binding transcription factor activity; DNA binding. Lineage: Eukaryota; Viridiplantae; Streptophyta; Magnoliopsida; Lamiales; Lamiaceae. The record is from RefSeq and is a predicted model, not a curated record.
CACCUUCAUAAAUUCUCAAAAAAAAAAAAAAAAGAAUUUUUCUCCCUUCACCAUUCUUCCUAUCCCAAUUAGCCUAGCUAGCUAAUUCAUAUUAAUUGAAACCAAAUCCAAUUAAUAAUUCUUCAAUCCAUGGCGGAUUUUCCGUCAAGUUUCACCAGCCUGAUGCCCUGCUUAACGGAGACAUGGGGCGACUUGCCGUUAAAAGUUGACGACUCCGAAGACAUGGUCAUAUACGGCCUCCUUCACGACGCCGUUAGUAACGGCUGGACGCCGUUUAGCAUGGUCAAAGCCGAGCAGAUGGCCAUCACUACCCCGUCCGCGGCUGGAGCAGCUCCGGCCGCGGCCAGGAGGCCUAACAAGGGGAGGCACUACAGGGGAGUGCGGCAGCGGCCGUGGGGGAAGUUCGCGGCCGAGAUAAGGGACCCGGCCAAGAACGGGGCCCGGGUGUGGCUCGGGACGUACGAGACGGCUGAGGAAGCCGCCGUGGCUUACGACAGGGCGGCUUACCGAAUGCGCGGCUCCAAGGCGCUGCUCAACUUCCCGCACCGGAUAGGGUUGAACGAGCCCGAGCCGGUGCGGGUCACGGCGAAGAGGAGGUCGCCCGAGCCGGAGCUGGAGCCGAGCCGCGGCUCGGCUAAGCGGGUGAAGAAAGAGGAAGGAGGCGCCGAGAGCCAAUCAAAAUUGUAUCAAAUUGAGUGCAAGUUGACGCCAUUGAUAGAUGGCGGACAAUUAGUGGUGGCCUGAUUAUAGGCUGGAAAUUGGAGUGUGCAUUUGUUUGGUUGUGUAAAUUAUACGAAAUUUUUUGGCCCCA